This is a messenger RNA of Doryrhamphus excisus (bluestripe pipefish), 2704 nucleotides long. Its product is annotated as gamma-aminobutyric acid type B receptor subunit 2-like. Gene Ontology annotation, biological process: gamma-aminobutyric acid signaling pathway; G protein-coupled receptor signaling pathway. Gene Ontology annotation, cellular component: G protein-coupled receptor heterodimeric complex; membrane. Gene Ontology annotation, molecular function: G protein-coupled GABA receptor activity. NCBI's taxonomy places the organism in Eukaryota, Metazoa, Chordata, Actinopteri, Syngnathiformes, Syngnathidae. The record is from RefSeq and is a predicted model, not a curated record.
ACGUGGCCAUGCUGGGCCUGCUCUGCUGUUUGCUGUUCUGCUGCCCACUGCUCGACUCGAUACCGACCCGGGUCCGUCACCCACUUCCUGUCCUAUGGCUGAGGCCUGCAGGUCAUGGAGGUGGGGAUAAUGUGACAGUGCAACUGGCCUUGCAGGACCUGAGGAAGCAAGCUCCACCUCUGGGUGACUACGAGGUCCGACUUGAUGUGGUGGACUUGCAGUGUGAUGUGUCAGCCGCUCUCAAAGUUUUGUUUGAUGCCAUGUGGACGGGGCCAAAGUAUCUCCUGCUCUUUGGCGGGGCGUGUCCUUCCGUGACGCCGCUGGUGGAUCGUGCGCUGCCGGCGUUCAGGAUGGUUCAGGUGUCUUUUUCAGCACCCGGUUUGUCCAACAGGAAGUGGUAUGGGAACACCUUCAGCACGGCGCCAUCAGGUCGGGCUGUCAAUCAGGCUGCUGUCAAACUCCUGCAGCGCUACAGGUGGACAUGUGUUGGCGUUAUUGCGCAGGAGGGGUCCGAAGAGAUGGCAGAAGAUCUGAGCAGACAGCUCAUGAAGGCCGGUCUUGAGCUAGUUUCCAUGGCGACACUCCAUCAUAAUACCUGCAGCGAUUUGACAGACAUGAAGGAACGUGAUGUCCGCACUUUCAUCAUCCUCACACAUUCUGAUGAAGAUUCUGUCGCUCAGGUUUUCUGCUGCGCCUCCAGAUUGAAGCUGUUUUCUUCAGGACAUCAGUGGAUCGUUGCAGGAGGAGAAGAGCCGGGAUGGAGGUCCUGGUCGGAGGUUUCUGGCUGCACAGCUGAUGACCUUCUGACGGCGGCAGACGGCGCCAUCUGGCUGAAGAUGCACCAGGAUGUUUACGAGCAGCAGGUUCUUCAGCAGAGGGCAAAGGUCAGCCCGCUCCAGGCCUUCGUCUAUGAUGCCGUGUGGGUGGCAGCCAUCGCUCUGAGCAGGGUGAUGGAGGCGGUGAAGCGGAGAGAGAAACACAACCAAAAUGUCAGCGUCACAGAGGAGGAAAUGACGAGGGCGCUGUUGGACGCCUUGAAGCGGAUGCACUUUGACGGCAUGACGGGUCCUGUUUCUUUCCAAGAUGGCGAACGAAUUACAUCUAUUCAUCUCAUCCAGUCUCAAGGUGAUGAUGUCGUGAUGGUGGGAGAGUUCCUCAGCGACACACAACAACUCAGACUGGCAAAGCAUCUGAUCAAGUUCAAAGGUUCUGCUCCACCCACGGACCGGACUCAGGUGCGUGUGGAGCAAAGUCACGUCAGCGUUCUUGCCUUCAGGAUAAUGUCAGUGCUCGCCGCUGUAACUGCCGUCUUUGCUCUGACCGUCCUCUGCAUCGUCGUCAUCAAGCGCUGCACGUGGUAUGACCUUGACAACAACACGGCCGCUUCCCAGGAUGCAAUGCUUCUGCUAGCGGUCCUUUUCUCCGCCACAUCCAUCAUGGCCGCCGGCCCCGAUGACGGCUCGCUCGCCAAACCGACGCGGGACCUUGUCUGUUCGGUUCGUUUGGGGGUUCUCUUGUUGGGUCAAACGCUGGGCUACUCUGCAGUCUUCACUCAAACAUGGCGACGUUUCUCGCGGCGAGCUCGUGUGCCGCAUCCAUGCUACGUGGCGCUGGUCUUAGCCCUGCCGGACGUGUUUGUUUUGACCACCUGGCAAAUGGUGGACCCUCUCAGGCGGGGGGUGCACAGGUCUGAGAGUGAUUCCGCCCACUCGGAUGUUAUGUUGACUCACACAGACAGCUGCAGCAGCAUCAACACGGAGGUGUGGACCACCGUUCUAUACGCUUACAAAGCACCUCUACUGGGAUUGGGAUGUUUCGUUGCAUGGAACAUCAGAAGGCAAAACACGAGCCUGGCGCUCAGUAUGUUGGUGGCGGUGGCGUUCAGUGUGGCGGUAGCUUGCGCUUGGCUGCUCUUGUCCCACAAACCUUCACUUCACUUCUGCGUGACCAGCAGUCUCAUCCUUGCCUGUGACCUUCUCAUCCUCACCGCCUUGUUGGGAGUCAAGUUCAUCAACUUGACGUCUAACAUCAGCCAGCUGCAGAGCAGAGGGGGCGGGGCUACAGAGGGCAGGGAUGAAGAGAAGCUGAACAGACAGCUGAAACACGAAAAAGCAGAGCUGGACGCUCAAAUUGACACACUUUGUGAGGCUUUGGAGGUGCAGCUUCCUCAGAGCGCCACAGGAAGUGCCAGCGGUUUUCCGUUUGAAUAUUGUAUGGACAACCUGUCGUCACACUCUGGUGGUCCAGCAGUGGAAGCUAAGGAGAAUCCAACUGAUGUCAACGCUCCUGACCUCGUGCGGCGGCGAUUGUCUGUCCAGCUGCCCAUCCUCCAUCACUCCUACCUGCCCGUCAUUGGUGGGGUCAGUGCCAGUAGCUCUGCCCACUUUGGCAGGUGUGAGGUCUUCCUGUGCCAGGACGCAUUCAGCGCCACUUCCAGCACUCACAACGCAGCGCCACAGCUCUGAACAACAUCUUCGUCUUUGAGAAUCAAAAAACGUCAUUAAGUCAUAAAAAAAUAAAAUCUUCCACUAGAGGGCGUGCUGAUGUCACUGAUUGUUUGCUGUGUAACAGUUACCAUGGAGACAUACUGGCUGCUUGAUAGACAUGAAGUUAUUAUGAGAUAGAGGCAGGGGUGCGUGAGAUUAUGUCACUGCACGCUGAUCAUAAACAUUAUGUAAUAGACCCCGACCAUGCACAUCAGCGU